AUGGAGUCUACGAAUCGUUUAAGUGCCAUCCAAACCCUAAUAGUGAUCCAGCGUUGGAUAGGUCUUCUGAAAUGGGAGGAAAAGGAAGAUAGCCUUAUCACCUGGUUAAAGCGCAUUUAUCCCUUUGUGCUUCACCUGCCGUUGACCUUUACAUAUAUAGCACUCAUGUGGUACGAGGCCAUCACUUCAUCUGAUUUCGAGGAAGCUGGUCAAGUUUUGUACAUGUCCAUAACCGAACUGGCCCUGGUCACCAAGCUCCUGAAUAUUUGGUAUCGACGCAAUGAAGCAGCCAACCUUAUCAACGAACUACAACACGAUCCUGCCUAUAAUCUGCGCAAUACCGAAGAAAUUAAAUUCUGGCAACUAAAUCAAAGGGGAUUUAAGCGCAUCUUCUACUGGUACAUCGGUGGCAGCCUCUUCGUGGCUGUGAUGGGAUAUAUAAGCGUGUUUUUCCAGGAGGAGUACGAGCUGCCCUUCGGAUACUACGUGCCUUUUGAAUGGCGCUCCAAAGAGCGGUAUUUCUACGCCUGGGGCUACAAUGUGGUGGCCAUGACCCUGUGCUGUCUAUCCAAUAUUCUACUGGACACUCUGGGCUGCUAUUUCAUGUUCCAGAUCGCCUCGCUCUUCAGGCUGAUAGGGAUGCGACUGGAGGCAUUGAAAAAUGCACCUGAGAAGAAAGCCAAGCCUGAGUUGAGAAACAUUUUCCAGCUCCACGCCAAAGUCCGCCGAUUGACGAGGCAAUGUGAAGUCCUGGUGUCGCCCUAUGUCCUAUCCCAGGUGGUCUUCAGUGCCUUUAUCAUCUGCUUCAGUGCCUAUCGACUGGUGCACAUGGGCUUCAAGCAGCGACCCGGGCUCUUCCUGACCACCGUGCAGUUCGUGGCCGUCAUGAUCGUCCAGAUCUUCCUGCCCUGCUAUUACGGCAACGAGCUGACCGUCCACGCCAAUGCUCUGACCAACAGUGUCUUCGGAACCAACUGGCUGGAGUACUCCGUGGGCACUCGAAAGCUGCUCAACUGCUACAUGGAGUUCCUCAAGCGGCCGGUCAAGGUGCGAGCCGGGGUGUUCUUCGAAAUAGGACUGCCCAUCUUUGUCAAGACUAUCAACAAUGCCUACAGCUUCUUCGCCCUGCUGCUGAAGAUAUCCAAGUAA
Drosophila biarmipes is the source of this 1149-nucleotide messenger RNA. It is a transcript of the gene Or94b, whose product is annotated as odorant receptor 94b. The transcript has 2 exons. Bases 1 to 1149 code for a protein of 382 amino acids. Gene Ontology annotation, biological process: sensory perception of smell; detection of chemical stimulus involved in sensory perception of smell. Gene Ontology annotation, molecular function: odorant binding; olfactory receptor activity. Gene Ontology annotation, cellular component: plasma membrane. The record is from RefSeq and is a predicted model, not a curated record. NCBI's taxonomy places the organism in Eukaryota, Metazoa, Arthropoda, Insecta, Diptera, Drosophilidae.